AUGGCAACGCCGUCCAAUAUACAGCGGAUUUCCCGUCAAACAUUAACCCUCAUUCAUAAAAAUCUCCUUGUUGCGUGGAAGAAGCCGUUCUCUACCAUAAUACGGACGUUGGUUGUCCCGAUUGCCCUAACUCUUAUUUUCUGUUUCCUCAAGCACAUAUCACCACCCAGUGUCAAUAUCGGCCCAGCAGGCUUCAGCAAUGAAACAAUUCCUAUUCUCAGCCUUGGAGAAGCCGCCAAAACAGCAUCAUAUACGCGACUCGCGUUUGUCACAAAUGGCAUCGAAGACCCAGCGCUGGAUCAUCUUAUCCAGGGCGUUAUUUCAGGGCCGGGGAUGAGUGUUAUAGAUACACAAACUGUCAAUAACACCGCCGAUCUUUUUGACGUAUGCUCACAAACUAUUCAAGGAGCUGGAAAAUAUUUCGCCGCCAUCAUCUUUACAAGUUUCAACGAGACCAACGUCGACUACAGUAUCGCUAUUAGUGAAGAUAUCGCAACAAAUUAUCCCACUAAUUACAAUAAUCAACAAUCUCUGCUAUCUCGGUAUAUGCUCCCCGUACAGUGGGCUGUCAAUUCGCAAUUGGGAAACCUGUCUGAUGACGCGAAACCGAGCGAGCGAAUGUGGAGUGGAUUCUUCAACGAGGAUUCUUCCGAGACAACUUCAUACCUGGAUUCUGCGAAGCAAGUGUUUUGGCUAGAGAUCGUGCAAGUUUUUGUUGCGCCUCUCUUCAUAUGUAUCUUCGUUGGUGCGGCAUACCACAUCAGCACACUCGUGACGUCGGAGAGACAGCUAGCAGAGCUCAUGGCUGCUCAGCGGAUAACUUCUACCCCUCGGAUUUUGUCCACAAUAAUAUCGUUUAUUGUCAUGUACAGUCCCGGUCUCAUUAUUUGUUCGGUCCUUACUACCGAAAUUCUCUUUUCACAUGCGUCUGGUGGCCUCUUUUUUAUUUUGACGGUCUUCUGUGGCUGUUCUGUUAUCAUUUUCUCUCACUUUAUUGCUUCCUUUUUCCAAAAGCCAUCUAUUGCAGGGAUGACAUGCUCCAUCUUAGUCGUUUGCCUCGCUUUGAUAACACUCGCUACAACUCUUCAGGAAUACCCCAGCCCGACGCAGAUCCGAGGCCUUGCUCUGCUUUUCCCUCCUCCUGGGCUACUCUCAUUAGGGAGACAUCCGGGAGUGAAAUAUCCUAGUCCCUCCCUUCUGACCAGCAAACAAAUGACACAUAUACGCAAACCAUUUCCCAACCACUUUUGA
Molecule: messenger RNA, 1251 nt
Organism: Talaromyces rugulosus
Lineage: Eukaryota; Fungi; Ascomycota; Eurotiomycetes; Eurotiales; Trichocomaceae
Exons: 1
Coding region: 1-1251 (416 amino acids)
Biological process (GO): transmembrane transport; lipid transport
Cellular component (GO): membrane; intracellular membrane-bounded organelle
Molecular function (GO): lipid carrier activity; ABC-type transporter activity
Source: RefSeq, a predicted model, not a curated record